Messenger RNA from Schistosoma margrebowiei, 2802 nucleotides. The record is from the annotation of a GenBank genome assembly. Lineage: Eukaryota; Metazoa; Platyhelminthes; Trematoda; Strigeidida; Schistosomatidae.
ACUACACCUUGUUUACAUACUACUAAUUCGAUCAGAAUUACCUGUUACUCAUUCCAGACAUUGCUCUGCCAGUUCUCCGUUUACGGACACAAGACUACGUGAGGCAAUAUAGAUUGAAAAAUGAAACUUGACAUUCCUCACGUUAUGCGGUGGUUCUUCCUGUAUUUUACUACCUUUGCAUCACUUUUACCCAGUCAUGUAUCCACCAAAAGUCUACCCCUCUAUUCUUAUGAUAAUUCUAUGCUUGUUCUCCUUCAUCCAUUUGAUCCGAAACUCCUAAAACCAUUUAAUGCUCUAGCGGAAUAUGCUCGAGUUUCAGUGUACGAGAUGCUUAGGAACUUAGAUCAGAAGAGGUUAAAUGGUAAUCCAUUGUAUAACAACUCUGCAUGCGUCGUCGAUAUGACCUCGAUUGUUUAUGGAAUCAUUCGAUCAGACAAGGAGGCAGUGAAAUGGUUGGAUGCUGCAGGCAAGAUUGUCCAUGGUGUCUCUGGUGGUGGUAUCAACUGGGUGGGAAGCAUGGAAUUGUGUCGAAAUAUUACAGAUUUUAGCUACGGUUUGUCCCAGCAUGUUCAAGGAAAGUAUUGUUCUGCAUAUGUGAAACUUCCUUCAGCCGAAGAUCUUCCUGAAAAAGUGGUAUGUUUUUUCUCGUUAUAUUUUCUUAUAUCAGUCAUUCGAACUGAAUUAUGGAGUGUGCAUUCCUCAUUCUUGUACGAAGGAUGAUUUGAUUUGGCUACUAGACAUGGUGCUUUCCAAGGUAAAUUUAUCCAUAGAUAACUCCACAAGCUUCUGUCAUGCAGAUUUUGGAGAACUACCUAAAGACGGUUGGUUUUGGGUAGCAAUGUCUUUGCUAGUUGUUAUGAUCUCUCUUCUGAUAAGUGGAACAGUUGUGGAUUUAGUCCUGUGGUGUAGAUUAAAUUAUCGUAUUUGUGAAUUUUCGUACGACAGACUGAUAAAUGUCAGUAUGCCAACAGAAGCAUCUACUACCAGUGGACCUAUUAAUAAUUGUGAAGGGACCACUGGGGAGGAAAAUAUACUUGAACAGACUACAUCUGGCCAUCUUAGCACACAUAAGCUAUCAUAUUUUGAACAUCGAGCAAAUAUUUUGUCAAAUAUAAAUCCGUGUAUUAAAUACAUUGCGACUUAUUCUGUUCCUUAUAACACGUGGCAUCUUUGGAACUCCAAACCAAAUCAAGUUCCAAAUAAGUCAGGUCAGCACUGCAGUCAUCCGUUAUUGUGCUUGGAUGGGAUUCGGUUUUUAACCAUGAAUUGGAUAAUUUAUGGACAUUGUAUAGCAUUCAGCAUGUUUGUUGCAAAUAACCUGCUACUUUUCUCACAAAUUCAUCAGCCAAAGUGGACCUAUCAAGUAAUAAUUAGUGCAACUCUAGCUGUGGAUACAUUCUUCUUCAUGUCAGGUUUAUUAUCUACGUAUCUCACCAUUCCAAAACUUCGACGAAUUCCCAGUUGGAAACAUUGGAUAAAAUUUUGGUGGAGCUUCGUAUUUCAUCGUAUUUUACGUUUAACUCCAGCUUAUAUUUUAGUCUUGAUACUGUAUAUUGGAUUAUUCAAUCAUGCUUAUGUCGGUCCAAUGUAUCCUCAAACUCCCGAUUUGAUGGAUAUAAAAUUUUGUCGUGAUCAUUGGUGGAUAACAUAUUUAAAUAAUUUUUUCUAUGCGGAUGAAAUAUGCAUGGGAUGGUCAUGGUAUUUGUCAAAUGAAAUUCAAUUUUCAAUUGUGUUAUCUCCAAUCUUCUUAUGUUUAGUAGCAUGGAAUGAAACUAUCGGUGUACUGUUUGGUUUUGGACUUGUAAUUUCCAGUAUCGCGUCCACAUUUGGCAUAUCUUAUUCGAAUGAUUAUUUACCUGGUGCGCUAUCACUCUCAUCAUUCACAACUAUUUACAUAAAACCGUAUACACGUUGGAGUACAUAUGCUAUUGGCCUUUUAUGCGGCUGGUUCCUAGAAAAACACAUCAAUAUUUUGAAUAAUGUGAAUACAAAAACGAAGGUUUUGAUUGGUGUGAUUGGUGUAUGCCUGUCAUCAAUAUUCUGUGUAUCUACUGUCUACGGAUUGUAUGGACUACUAAGUGGAAAGGUCGAACCAUUCACAACGUUUGGAGCUGCAACUUAUACAGCAUUCCAUCGACCUAUUUUUAUUCUCGGUAUUGCAAUCGUUGUAUCGAUGUGUGCUCUUGGUUGUGGUGGUCCAAUUCGCUGGAUUCUCACAUUGUCUGUAUUCCGUGUUCCUUCACGGUUGACAUAUACAGCUUAUCUUGUACAUCCGAUAGUGGUUCUAUUCAUCGCUUUAGGAAGUCAGAACCCAAUACUGCUGGAUGACCUGCAUUUGAUAGUUAUGUUCUUUGCCGUUCUACCAAUUACUUAUUGCUUGGCAUACUUGGUCACACUGGCAACUGAGUCACCAGUAAUAGCUAUGACACAUAGUUCUGGAGGGAAAAAGCCUUUGUCAUCAGAAAGUUCCAUGUAAACGAAAACAAUUGAUCAUGAGUAAAAUCUAGUCAAAUCAAGUUUCACUACUUGUCUUUCUUGAAGUUAUCAAUGUGUUGUAUACUAUUAUAAAGCUAUGGAGUUUUACAUAGUAUUUUUUGCUAUUUUCCAUUUUUAUAGUCGAAAUAGUACCAUAUUAGUGAAUAAUUUCGAAUCUGAUAAUAAGACGUUCUGUGAUAUUAUGUAGUAAUUUUUAAGUUACCCUUGUAAUUUAACAACCUGAAAUUUCAUUCAAUCCCUAUUGUUUUUUAUUUCAUUUCUUCUUCAAUUCAAUAUUUAAAUCCUUGCGAUUUAGUUCGAAUAAAU